AUGGCGCCGGUACUCGGGCGGGUUCAAGGAACUGACCUGAAGGUUGCGGUUAUUGGUGAUGAGGAUACGGUCGCUGGGUUUCUCAUGGCAGGCAUUGGCAUGAGAGAUGGACUUGGCCGCACAAAUUUCUUUGUCGUAGAUUCAAAAACGAAGCGACAAGAUAUUGAAGAGGCUUUUCGCACGAUGACUGAGAGACAAGACAUCGGCAUCCUGCUCAUCAACCAGCACGUCGCCGACGACAUUCGAUACAUGGUAGAUCUCCACACCAAAAUCAUUCCGACAAUCUUGGAGAUUCCCAGCAAAGACAAACCAUAUGAUCCGAGCAAGGAUUCCGUCAUGCAACGCAUUAAAUUCUUCUUUGGCGGCGAGCUUCCCACGUCAUGA
Molecule: messenger RNA, 384 nt
Organism: Neospora caninum
Lineage: Eukaryota; Apicomplexa; Conoidasida; Eucoccidiorida; Sarcocystidae
Product: putative vacuolar ATP synthase subunit f
Exons: 5
Coding region: 1-384 (127 amino acids)
Biological process (GO): proton transmembrane transport
Cellular component (GO): proton-transporting V-type ATPase, V1 domain; membrane
Molecular function (GO): proton-transporting ATPase activity, rotational mechanism
Source: RefSeq, a predicted model, not a curated record